Messenger RNA from Drosophila erecta, 893 nucleotides. RefSeq names its product fas-associated death domain protein (gene Fadd). The record is from RefSeq and is a predicted model, not a curated record. Gene Ontology annotation, biological process: signal transduction. NCBI's taxonomy places the organism in Eukaryota, Metazoa, Arthropoda, Insecta, Diptera, Drosophilidae. The transcript has a single exon. Gene Ontology annotation, molecular function: protein binding. Bases 127 to 846 code for a protein of 239 amino acids.
GUAAGGAAAUGUUUGCCCAUACGGUCAUACUAAGCCACACAGGGAGCUGGGUGCAAAAUUUUUGCAAUUUCGGAUCGCUGGAAAUACGAUCUCCAUCAGUCACAGACUGUAAGUUACCCAGUCAAGAUGACGGCAGGCAAGCACUGGUCCUACGACAUCCUCAAACAGAUCGUCAUCGAUGAAUGCCCCGAGGAUGUGGAGCAGUUGAAACUAAUAUUUGCCAAUGAGAUUGGUUCGCAACGCAGAUUGGAUUGCAUACACUCCAUUCAAGAUCUAAUUGACUGUCUGGAACGGGCGGACGAACUGGCCGAGGACAAUGUGGAGCCACUAAGCCGGAUGUCGGGCAAUAUUCCGCAGUUCAUCGAGGCACUGAAUGGCUACACACCGCCGGAAAACUUCCGUGCACAUCCGGUGAAUCAGUACCAGGAACUCCGAUUGGCCGAAGAACUGCGCCAGCAACUCCGGAUUGCUCCAGCAUCACAGGGUGCUCAUCCAUCAGUUUCGGCAGUAGCUGCCGCUGGGCCCCCAUCAGCAAUCCAAAACUAUACCACCCCAGCUGCUUUAACGGAUCGCAAACGCACGGCGGUCUUUAAGAAAAUAUCCGAGGAACUGGGACGCUACUGGCGACGACUGGGCCGAUCGGCGGGCAUUGGCGAGGGCCACAUGGACACCAUCGAGGAGCGCUUCCCGCACGAUCUGAAGUCGCAGAUACUGCGACUGCUGCAGCUCAUCGAAGAGGACGAUUGCCACGAUCCCAAGCACUUUCUGGUUCGUCUGUGUCGGGCUUUGGGCGAUUGUGGUCGCAAUGAUCUGCGUAAGAACGUGGAGCAGAUAAUGUCAUACUAGAACGCAUUCCGGUGUGCCGUAAAUUAAAUACUACACGAGAAUUUUCA